Lepisosteus oculatus (spotted gar) is the source of this 2270-nucleotide messenger RNA. RefSeq names its product UPF0524 protein C3orf70 homolog B. Gene Ontology annotation, biological process: nervous system development. The record is from RefSeq and is a predicted model, not a curated record. NCBI's taxonomy places the organism in Eukaryota, Metazoa, Chordata, Actinopteri, Semionotiformes, Lepisosteidae.
UAACACGGAGAGGGAGGGUCGGGAUUCAAAACUGUAGCCUGUCGAAAUGUGUUUUUUCUUUUUUUACAAUAGAAAUCUUUCAGCAGCUCGUAGUAGUAAACAGGAAUUCGUCGAGCCACAGUCGAAGCGACUUUUAAGAACGGAUUUACAAACGGUCUUGCAAAACAUCCAACUUUUAACUUAUUUUACUCGGCAAUGUAAGACUGUUUUUAGAGAUGCUGCAACUAACCGUUUUCAUUUUGUGCUCUGGCACCUUUAUGCAACCUCAGUGUUAAUGACUAUCUGAAUUGCGGACAUCCAGUUUAGCUUCGUGAUGAGUGCGCCUGGGAUCCCGGUUUGAGCGAGACUGAUGAGAUCUGUACACAAGGCACCCAGGUAGCAUACCGCACCUACCUUUUUUUUUUUGCUGGUGAAGAGGAAUUUAACUGUAAAGCUGUCGAUACCGCGGCUUAGACACUGUAGUUUCGACACCAAUAUCAAUACCAUGUUACAUCUUAUGAACUAUUCUGAAAAACAUUAUUUUAAAUCGUAUGGAUUCAAAAACAGACCUCUGGGUUAAGCCCUGCACACUUCUUUGGCGAGUAACCGGACCCCCUGACUUCCCAUUUAACUGCUGAGUUGUGAUAAAGUUGAAACAGAGAAGCAUCAGAGGGGGAAGCGAAAGCACGGCUAAGGGAGUUCGGCGCUCUGAUCCUUGGAUGGGGACUUUCAUUUCACCGAGUUGGAAUUAACGACCGACACUCUUAAAAAUACAGAUCGAAGACGGGUUGUGCAAUAUAUCAACUGUAUUUUUACGCGAAUCGGCCAUUUCCUGACAAUAGCGUGUGUUUUUUUGAAUUGCCAGCGGUUCUACUUUCAUAUUGCAGAACACCAGGACUCGUGUUUUUAUUGUAUCCUUUAUGGGUAAUUUGGAGGUGUCACCAAAACGCCUUUUUUGAGCGCACGUUAUGAGGUAUUGUUGUAUAUAAUACCAGCUGACAAGGGCGUUCUUUUUUUCCCGUUCGUCAUUUAUGCGCUAACUGCUCGAGUAGGGAAUAUUCUUUGUUCGGGGUCGAUCCUGGGAUUUGUGCGAUGACUGCCUCGGGAAGCCAGAGGGUUCCGAAAAGUGACAAGUUGGACGAGGCACAGGCGCUGGCAAAGAGCUGCGCCGGGAGACCCGACUUUCUGCCGUGUGACGGGCUUUCUAUCUGUGCAACUCACAGCCACGGAAAGUGUUUCAAACUACACUGGUGCUGUCAUCUAGGGUGGUGUCACUGUAAAUAUGUCUACCAGCCUAUGACCAAUGUGGGUCAGCUGCCCAGCACCCCAGUCCCAGCCGCACCCUCUGACUAUACCAAUACCAUCAACCUGUCUGUGUCCCUGACUGAACGCUUCCUCAAGACAGCCCCAUGCUUCCAGCCACCGCCCUGCCCAGAGUCUCCCAAGUACUGCCUGAUCUCUGAGCUCUUCAUUGAUGAUUAUCAGGUGAAACGCAUCAAUGGCAAAAUGUGCUAUGUACAGCGACCCUCACCUCAGGUGCCAGCACCUCUGCCUGCACAGGCACCUUCCCAACCACCUGUCCAGGGAGCCCGUCCCAGUUCAAACUACCAACAGACAAUGUCAGCAGCAGCCCCUGGAGUCGGAGGCAGGGAAAAGGCCAGUGGGCCCAAAAUGGACCAUUGCUCCUCACCCUCCAGUUCUGAAGAUUCUGGAAUCAAUGCACUGGGGCUGCACUACCUGGAGUCCUGUGAUGAGGACACGGAGGAUGAAGAGGAAGAGGAAGAUGAUGAGCUGAGCACAGAUGAGGACUCCAGUCCCGGCAGCAUUUGGGACCAGGACGAAUGCACCCUUCUGUCCCCUUCAAAAUCAACUGUGGAAAUCAUUGAAAAGAUAGAAACGACUGUUUGACCCCUAUUACCCCACUUUCCCUGGAGGAGAUGCUGUUUUUAGUUUUACUACCACUAGUUUUGUAGUUAAAAGACUUGUGAAAAGUCUGAAGAAUUUACCAAAAUAUUCUAGCUCAUAUAUAUUACUCAACUCCAAACAGAACAGACCUCACUGUGCUUAUGUUGCUUGUCAUGGUUGCGCAUUUGCCUACUGAGAUUUUAUUUCUGGAUAUACCUCUUUGUGUCCUUUUGUUUUAUUUUCCUGUAUCCACAAUUCCAAGCAUGGUUUGUUUAAUAUGGAUUUUUAGCAUGGUCUCGUACUUCAUACCAGUGAUAAGAUGUCAUAGACUGUAUUCAAAAGUAAACAAAUGUAUGUAUAUGACCAAAUUUAAACUGUAAACUGUU